Molecule: messenger RNA, 2407 nt
Organism: Bombina bombina (fire-bellied toad)
Lineage: Eukaryota; Metazoa; Chordata; Amphibia; Anura; Bombinatoridae
Gene: ZFAND2B
Product: zinc finger AN1-type containing 2B
Exons: 10
Coding region: 68-844 (258 amino acids)
Biological process (GO): protein targeting to ER; proteasome-mediated ubiquitin-dependent protein catabolic process
Cellular component (GO): endoplasmic reticulum; cytoplasm
Molecular function (GO): zinc ion binding
Source: RefSeq, a predicted model, not a curated record
AACUAGGCGGGGUGUGACGUAAUUUCCGUAUAUUGGCAAAAAAAAUUUAGCUGAGCCUUGAGGCAGUAUGGAGUUUCCUGACUUGGGAAAACAUUGUUCCGAAUCAACUUGCAAACAGCUUGAUUUCCUGCCUUUAAAAUGUGAUGCAUGUGAGCAGAUCUUCUGCAAAGAUCAUAUUACAUAUGCCCUGCAUAAAUGCACUUCUGCAUACAAAAAGGAUGUACAAGUUCCAGUUUGUCCUCUUUGCAAUACUCCUAUCCCAGUAACUCGAGGACAGACUCCUGAUAUUGUAGUUGGAGAACAUAUUGAUCGGGACUGCAAAUCUGACCCAGCACAACAGAAGCGCAAGAUUUUCACCAACAAGUGUGGAAAGCCAGGCUGUCGGCAGAAAGAACUUAUAAAAGUUAUAUGUGAUGAUUGCCAAGGAAACUUCUGUCUCAAGCACAGACAUCCACUUGAUCAUGAUUGCAAUGGAAAGAAUGCUCACAUUUCCAAGGCAGGAAAUGCAGCAUUGAUGAGAGCCCAUGGCUCCUCUGCAAAGACGUCUGCACCAUCAAGCUUUCCAGCCCCAAAACCAGCUCCACAGCGUAACAGAACAAGCGUCUCUAAUCCUCAGCCCCCAGCUGCAGCAGCAUUGCAGAAUGGCUUGACAGAAGAGGAGGCGCUUCAAAGAGCAUUGGAAAUGUCACUUGCAGAAGCAGCAAGGAACACACAGCAGCACAGCUCUCAAGAGGAAGAGGAUCUGGCUUUAGCACGAGCACUGUCAGCUAGUGAAGAAGAGUACAGAAGGCAACAGACGGGACAGAACCGUGAAGCCAAGCAGAGCACCUGCAGCGUGUCCUAGCCAAGAAAUGAAGGACUGGUUUCUCCGUAUCUCAGCUGGAUCUUCCCUCACCAGCCAAGGACACAGAAUCUACAAUGCAGAACAAUCUUGUACUUCAUAUACCGCUGAUUGGUUAAGUAAAUCAUGUAUCAACCAUUUACUGGCUAUUGUGCUACCCAUAAUAACCAUGGGAUUUUAUGUUUUAACAUGACUGCAGUUUAGACCUAUAGCUGGGGAUUCUGAAAACCCUCUAGACCAAAGAUUACAGAAAUUUGUGAAUGAAGUAAAUGUUUGUAAAGCAGCAACAACACCAGAGUUUGAUAGCUGCUAAUCUAAUUAGCAAGUUCAUACUGUUUCAUUCCAAACUAGAGGUAGAAGGAACAUUUACAUCAUCUGUAUAGGUAACAAAUUCCUUAUGGUGCUAAGAUCCUAUAGUCUAGCAGCGGCUAUUGCAUAUUGAUCAUACUUUGUAUAUUUGGUAAACUGGUUAUUACAGUGUCUUAUUGAGUUGAUUGUACAAAAAAAGAUCUAAAUUUCAUGGUGGACUAUGCUUUUAAAAUGUGCAUGUAGAUUUUAUUGUAUUAUAAUGCCUAUUACAGUCAUUCAGUAAAAAGUACAAGAAUAUACCCGCAUUGUAUUCAGGAGUAACUGAAGUAUAAGCUUAUAAGCUGCUAAUAAGAGGGCUGACUGAUAACCUUGUCAUUUAAAAUUUUUGACUAAAGAUAUUUAAGCAAAAACAAAACAAUUAAACACUUGUAUAAGUAAUAUUGAAUGAUGCAUGCCAGAUUAAUUUAUUACGGUUAUUAUAUUUAGUUUUAAUACUUCUCACAGGAGACGCAUUUUAUUAUGUUUUUUUGUUUUUGUUUUUUUUUUAAUUAUGUCACUGAAAACUGUUUCACCAAAGUGGGUUAAAGGGAGCGGCUUACACUUGAAUGUGCAUUCCCCUUCUCUGAUAGCUUCAGUUUAGGUAAGAUCUGUAGUGAUCAAAAUGACUUUCCCAUAGCUGUGUGUUGUCUCAGCUGCCUAACCUUAUUUUUGGGAACAGGUUUAUUGUAACUCUUUAACGUGUAGUUGAGAAGUAGUGAGAGUCUCUAAUCACUAUAAUCAUAUGGACAUCAAGUUGUUUGUAGUUUCAGCCUCCCUAUGCCUAAACCUGUUGUCCUCUGUAACUGCAUUUCUAUUAUCUGUUCAAGAGCAGUUGUAACUAAUUCUCUCAGAAUAUGCUGCAGUGACACUCAUUUUGCUUCUGAGAAGUGGUCAUGCUGCUUGUAUAGAUAAGAUAACCAUGCUUUUUACUGAUUAGCAUCCAUCCUACUGCCAACUGCACUCAAUAGAAGCACCGCAUAGGGGAACAGAGUAUUUAGUAUGUGUUUUUAAAACAAUGUGCUGCUGUUUUUCACAGGUUCUGUGAGUGUUAUAAUGCCUAUAUUUUAUAAUAAAACUUUCCGUCAAUACUGUGAUAAUUGGUGAGGCCUGAGAAAUACAAGCUUUCUCUUCUUAGUUUUCUUGAGAAAAUCUGCAUCUACAUUUUAUUAUUGUGUUUUAAUUUAAAACAACCAAAUAAAUUAUGAAUGUACAUUUAAA